CACAAUCAGUCACUGAGAUACUUGUUGACCAUCUUAGUAAUGAUACAUUCCGGAUUAUGUGUACGUUGAACAACACGACUAAUAUGAAAACUUUUGGUUUCUUAAUCAUGUGGCAGGGUGCUUAUUCCUUGAUUGGCGAAAUGCACAAUGUUGAGCCGUCAAUAACAGAAAUAUACAAGAAACCUGGUUCGUAUUCAAAUGGUUCUAGCUGGACCGAUGUUGGUCGCUUUGACAAUGUGACAAGUAAUAGUCGCCACUCAACACUUGGUGUGUCUAGGCCGCUGUCCUCAAUGACUUGUUCAGAUGCUGGGGUGUAUUCCUGUGAUGUUGGGUACAUAAAUUCUUCCUCUAUAAUGGUAUUUCACACAGGAACUAUAAGGAAGGAACUUAAGUUACAAGUAACACCUUCGAAAAUCACAAAACGAAUCUUUAAUGCAAGCAACGAUGAAGGUGGGAUAAUAUCUGAAUUAACAAACUCAACUCCAAUUGUUCAUGUGGGUCAGAAAUUGCGGCUUCAAUGCACGGCCAUCACUGGGACUUUCAACACAUCGGUGCAGAUUGUUUGGAUGAAAAGAAGCCUUGAGAACGGAAGCAAUCUUGCCCCCUUUUCCUCGGAUAAACACAUAAUCGGAGAACCUAAGGCUAUUGGCAUGUGUGAGUUUGAAAAGACUGACUCGAUAAUAUACGAUGUUACUAAAGAAGACGCUGAAAGAACGCCAGAAAACAGUCUUCAUUUUCAGUGCUACGUUCAUAUUAUGUCGAUAGACUGGAAAACACCUGAACAACAAAGACGAAAUUUCAGUUUUGUUGUCCAUUCGAAUGAUGGAAACAACGAUUUUCAAAAUGAUACGAAUGAAAUAAAUGCUUAUGAUUCAGUCGACGGAAACGACGAAAAUAGCGGUGGUUUAAAUACGACGACAGCUAAGGAGUUUCCUGUUAAUAGGACAGUUAUAUCGGGAAUUAUUGGAGGUGUUUGUUCUUUGGUUAUUCUUGGAGCCGCCGGGAUUCUCCUGAAGAGAAAGAUCACCAUGGGCGGCUGUCAGAAAGCUGAUGAGAAGUCUGAGGAAACCAAUCGUAACCCGGAUGCACCAGUUGACACCGUCCCGUCCGCAAGAGACUCGGAAAUAUACACAGAAAUAGGAGAAACAUCUGACCGUCAAGGAAAUUGUAGACGUACAGUUGAAUCGAGUUUUACCGUUCAGACAAAUGAUCUGUUGCACUACAUGGAGUUCGGCGCUAGAGUCUCCGAACCGUACACCGAAUUAGAUAACCCGAUUUACGAAAACAUUCACAAAUGAAGACUAUAAAAAGCUGCAUCAGUUUCUUGUUUAUGCUAUUCACCACACGUGAGACAAUCACAUGUUUAAAUCAAACGUUGAAAAGUAUGACCAGAUACCAACUUGUCGAUACAAUUUCUUAUGUUUAUUGCAAAUGUUCUUUCAGAAGGUUUUUGUCGACAUGCAGAAUGUUUUCAGUAAUGUCCCAGGGAAAGUAAGAUAUUUGCUGGUACCCCUUCUCUUCAAUAUCUUGGCAUUCAUUUAUCACUUAAAUCAUUCAAUGUCUGUUUAAAUAUCGUAUUAAUCCGUGCAUUGUUUUUCCAUUGUAUUCACUAUUAUUGCAUGCAAUAAAUUGUUAUCCAUUUAAAUGUAUAGGUUUCUUUAAAUGAUCCAAUGUAAGAUGGCAGGCUAAUAGAGUCUAACGAGAUGCUUGCCAUUUACAACAUACUGGUGGUUCAACUAUAAUCACCAAAUUGAGAAAGUGUGCGCAGCUUAUAUCAGAAUGUUGCAAACGUUUUUUUUGCCUUGAGUGAGUGUCACUUUUUGAACAUUAAAGAUUUCUAUUUUGGGCCGGUGUCUUAUGUUUUAUAUUAAAUCGCUUUUGUAUUGUAUUGUAGUGAUGCAUGAAGAGUUUCAUUUUGUUAGAACAAUUAUAUACAUAUUUGAAACAUUCUUAUUAAUAUGUAUUAGAGAAUGUGUCAUACUUUUCGUGUAAGAAACACUGACAAUCUGUAAACACCUAAUUACAUAGAUAUGAAUCAUGAAUA
Messenger RNA from Mya arenaria, 2044 nucleotides. RefSeq lists its product as uncharacterized. The transcript has 10 exons. NCBI's taxonomy places the organism in Eukaryota, Metazoa, Mollusca, Bivalvia, Myida, Myidae. The coding region runs from base 57 to 1298 and encodes 413 amino acids. The record is from RefSeq and is a predicted model, not a curated record.